Molecule: messenger RNA, 2432 nt
Organism: Heterocephalus glaber (naked mole-rat)
Lineage: Eukaryota; Metazoa; Chordata; Mammalia; Rodentia; Bathyergidae
Gene: Hdgfl2
Product: HDGF like 2
Molecular function (GO): histone H3K27me3 reader activity; histone H3K9me2/3 reader activity
Source: RefSeq, a predicted model, not a curated record
CCCGCUGCCUGUGCAAACGCCUCCGCCCCCUCGGCGUCUGACUCCCGCCCCCGGCUUCGCCUCCCGGUGCUGUAGCUGCCGCCGCCACAGCCGCCUCAGCCGCUUCCCGCGGCCUGGGCCUCCCGCCGCCAGCAUGCCGCACGCUUUCAAGCCCGGAGACUUAGUGUUCGCCAAGAUGAAGGGUUACCCGCACUGGCCGGCCCGGAUUGAUGACAUUGCCGAUGGUGCUGUGAAGCCCCCUCCCAACAAAUACCCCAUCUUCUUCUUUGGUACACAUGAAACAGCCUUCCUGGGACCCAAGGACCUGUUCCCGUAUGACAAGUGCAAAGAUAAGUAUGGGAAACCCAACAAGAGGAAAGGCUUCAAUGAGGGACUCUGGGAGAUCCAGAACAACCCUCACGCCAGCUACAGCGCCCCUCCGCCAGUGAGUUCCUCUGAGAGCGAGGCCCCUGAAGCUGACCCUGCAGGUGGGAGUGACGCCGAUGAGGACGAGGAGGGCCGGGGAGUCAUGGCUGUCACAGCUGUGACUGCCGCAGCCGCCAGCGACAGGAUGGAGAGUGACUCAGACUCUGAUAAGAGCAGUGACAACAGCGGCCUGAAACGGAAGACAUCGGCACUGAAGGUAGAGAUGUCUGUCUCCAAGCGUGUCCGGAAGGCCUCUAGUGACCUGGACCAAGCCAGCGUGUCGCCCUCUGAAGAGGAGAACUCAGAGAGCUCGUCCGAGUCCGAGAAGACCAGCGACCAGGACUUCACGCCCGAGAAGAAAGCUGUGGUCCGGGCGCCGCGGCGGGCCUCCGUGGGUGGACGGAAGAAGAAGAAGGUGCCGGCAGCCUCGGAUUCGGACUCCAAAGCCGAUUCCGAUGGGGCCAAGGAGGAGCCAGUGGCCCUGGCAAAGUCAGCGUCUCCCUCCUCUUCCUCCUCUUCCUCCGACUCUGACGUGUCUGUCAAGAAACCUCCUCGGGGCAGAAAGCCAGCAGAGAAGCCUCCCCCAAAGCCCCGAGGGCGGAAGCCAAAGCCUGAGCGGCCGCCUUCCACCUCCAGCAGUGACAGCGACAGCGACGAGGUGGACCGCAUCAGUGAAUGGAAACGGCGAGACGAGGAGCGGAGGCGGGAGCUGGAAGCCCGGAGGCGGCGGGAGCAGGAAGAGGAGCUGCGGAGGCUGCGUGAGCAGGAGAAGGAGGAGAAGGAGCGGCGGCGUGAGCGGGCUGAGCACGGGGAGGCUGAGCGAGGAGGCAGCAGUGGCAGCAGUGGGGACGAGCUUGGGGAGGACGACGAGCCUGUCAAGAAGCGGGGCCGCAAGGGCCGGGGCCGGGGGCCGCCCUCCUCCUCCGACUCGGAGCCCGAAGCAGAGCUGGAGAGAGAGGGGAAGAAAUCCACCAAGAAGUUGCAACCUCAGAGCACAGAGCCCAUGAGGAAGCCCAGCCAGAAGGAGAAGAGAGGGCGGCCUGAGGAGAAGCCCCGGACCAGGUCAGCGAGUGCCCCCACCUGGCUUCCCGCUGGCCUGGCUUCUGGGCUGCUCAACACCCUCGGGCACCCUCUCUGGAGAGGCCUGGCUUCUGGGCCUGUGAAGGUAGAACGGACCCGGAAGCGGUCGGAAGGGCUCCUGCUGGACAGGAAGGGGGAAAAGAAGAAAGAACCUUCUGUGGAGGAGAAGCUGCAGAAGCUGCACAGCGAGAUCAAGUUUGCCCUGAAGGUCGACAACCCGGACGUGAAGAGGUGUCUGAAUGCUCUGGAGGAGCUGGGGACCCUGCAGGUGACCUCUCAGAUCCUGCAGAAGAACACAGAUGUGGUGGCCACGUUGAAGAAGAUUCGCCGCUACAAAGCCAACAAAGAAGUGAUGGAGAAGGCAGCGGAAGUCUACACUCGGCUCAAGUCUCGUGUCUUGGGGCCCAAGAUCGAGGCAAUCCAGAAAGCAAACAAAACUGGAACAGAGAAGGAGAAGGCUGAGGUGGAGAAGGCUGAGGAGAAGCUGGCCGGGGAGGAGACCACCAAGGAGAAGGCGGAGGAUGAGCCCAGCCUGGGUGUGGAUCUCUCAGCCCCUGUGAAUGGCGAGGCCACGUCGCAGAAGGGGGAGAGCACGGAGGACAGGGAGCAGGAGGACGCGCAGGACUCGGAGGAGGGUCUACAGCGCAGCUCCUCAGAAGACCUGCACGACAGCCUACGGGAGGGCCCUGACCUGGACAGGCCCGGGAGCGAGCGGCAGGAGCGCGAGAGGGUGCGGCUGGACUCGGAGUCCCUGGACGAGGACAGCUGAGCUGCCGGGGAGGUGCGCUGUCGUCCGUAGGCCCGGCUGCUCCUGCCCCCUCAGCGCAGGGAACUUUUGGGGAAACGCUGUGCUGUUUGUUUGUAUUUGUCCCUUGGGUUUUUUUCUGCCUAAUUUCUGUGAUUUCUGACUGACAUGAAAUGACUAUAAAGGGUUUUUUAAUGAAAAA